Nyctereutes procyonoides (raccoon dog) is the source of this 5440-nucleotide messenger RNA. It is a transcript of the gene SH2D4A, whose product is annotated as SH2 domain containing 4A. NCBI's taxonomy places the organism in Eukaryota, Metazoa, Chordata, Mammalia, Carnivora, Canidae. The coding region runs from base 2908 to 4269 and encodes 453 amino acids. The transcript has 10 exons. The record is from RefSeq and is a predicted model, not a curated record. Gene Ontology annotation, molecular function: phosphatase binding. Gene Ontology annotation, cellular component: cytoplasm.
GAAGAGGGACAGACUCCAUGGUCAGUGCCAAGCCAAAGGCAGGACUCAAUCCCACUACCCUGAGAUCCUGACUUGAGCCAAACCAAGAAUGGGAUGUUUAACUGACUGAACCACACAGGUGCUCUAAAUUAUAUUCUCACCAUUAAAGUUUUACUGUCCAUAUUACAUUACUGCCAUAAUUUAGGCUUUAUCUACCUGCCAAGGUCUUAGAAUCAUUAGAAACACAAUUUUUAUUUUGUCGAACAGGGCUAUGGAUGAUGUGAGAGUCAGGCCAAAUGUAUGUUAUCCUGGAAAACAACUGAUCCUAUCACCCUUUAGAAAUUUAGUUUUGGAAUAAAUAGCAGAUUUGGGCUUGUUGCUUGUCAUUUCCUUUUUUUAAGUAAAGUGCUAUUUAAGAAGAAAACUGAGUUAGCUUAGCUCUUCUUUUUAUUGGAUCUUGAAUAACUGGAAGUUUGCUGCUCUCAAGUGUGUUAGAUGAGGAAAGUCAUUCAAAGUUUGAAUCAGUGUCAGUGGUUGUCCUUUCAGGGACUGAAAGUGGGAAAAACCCUGGUUAGUUUCCUCAUUCCUGUUUCCUCUACCCUACCUCCACUUGUGUCUGUAACUUCACAUAGACCUAUGACAUAGUCUUCAAAUUACAAAGAUGUAUGGUGCAGCUCCUCAUUUCACGAAUGGGAAAACAAAGUAGUGAAAUAACAGCUGAAGGGCAUACAGCUCUUCAGAAGCUCAUGCUGGGGUCCUUGCUAGGUGUUCUGUGAUCACCCUGUGCUGACUUUUCCAUCUGAAAGUGUAAGGGAGGAAGGAGUUAAUUCACAGCCUUAGAAUGGCAUGCAUAUUAUUCAUCUGCCUGACUCCAAGGCAAGUGCUAGCUGAGUCCCCAAGUAUCCACUGAGGACACGGGGAAGCCAGUGUCUUUCCUUCGAGAUCCAGUGGUUAAGUUUAAUGCUAAAAAUCCAUGUUUGCCAGAAAAGGCAAAACAAACUCAAAUUAAAACUGUGAAAGAGCAUGAGUGUCUCAUGGAACUCUUCACACCUGUGAGAGGCUGUACCAUUUGUGCAACUCCUGAUGGCUGUGAGAGGGGAAACUGAGAACACGAAGUACCUGUGAAUCAAGUCGACAAACAUGCACACAUGGGCCACUGUAACAUUUCCCUGCUUCCUUCCUUGGGGGAGGUCUUUUUCAUACCUGACCUCCCCUCAGCUUAUCUACAGUUACCUAGAUGAGGCUUCUGCCCCUCAGAGGCAUUGUGUGUCACGCACCUUCAAGUCAGCAUUUACAUUGCUGUAAGAUCCUACUGUUCUUCAUUCUGAAAUUUCAUACAUGGUACCAUAUCCUGAUGAUGUGCUGAUUCUGAGCUUAUAGAGAAACUAUAAACAGUUGUGCUACUGGAGGACAGUAGAGCCAACUUAGAGUCAGACUGCCCAGUUCUGCCACUCACCAUCUUCUUCAUCUGUGAAAGGGCAGGAGGGAUCCCCAGGGUAACUGUGAAAAUAUAAUAAGUUAAUACAUUCAAGGUGCUUGAGGUAGUGGCUGGCACAGUGCGUGCAAGCUCUUGUCGCUGGGAGUACUGUGGGCAGGGGAGAGGGGAACAAUGUGAAUUUGGCCCUUUCAGGGUUCCAGGUUUUAGGCCAUGCUAUCCCUGUUGCUAAGAUUCACCCCAUUCAAAAUAGGGAACAAAACAGAACCUCAGGCCUCGCUGGGUUCUUCCUUUUCUACCAUGUUUUAUUUCUGUGAAAGGCAAUCAUCAGUCAUGGGAUGUGCCAAUGUAAGACACCUAUUGGAACAUCAAGGAGUACUCUUGUUUUUUACCACUUGGUCUCAGAGCCCUGGAGUCAAGUGUGCUGGGGAGCCAGACUCUUCCUGUUGUUCCUAGGAAGACAGAGCUCAGCCUCUGGCAAAUUCUCCUUUAGUGUGGAUUUUUUUGGCCCUGCCCCUCCAGGAGCUUGUUGGAACCCAAAAGUAAAAAAAAAAAUUACAGAAUAUCAAUUCUUUGUGACAGACUUUGAGGGUCAUCUUUCAAAGCAAGGGAACUUUGGAGGGACACAGCAGACCAAAUUAGAGUCAAACACUGCUUUUAUUUGUUUUUAAAUUUUUUCCCUUAAAAAAAAUUUAGGUGGGGGCCAGGGGCAGAGGGAGAGAGAGGAUCCUAAGUAGGCUCCACCUUGAGUGCAUGACCCUGAGAUCAUGACCUGAGUAGAAACCAAGAGUCGGGCACUCAACUGCCUGAGACACUCAGGCUCCCCUAAAAGUUUUCUUAUGUUGUGUUCCAUUUGAGUUCCAGUAGUUUGAAAGCUGCAGGAGAUUAUAGGAUGCAGUUAGCAAGAAUAGUUCCAGCCUCAAUAAAGGUCCCAGCUACACAAUGAAUAGGUAGUGGAUUUAAGUAUGUGCUGUGUAUGCAAACAUCCUGGGGUUCCCCAUCUGUUGAACAUGCUUGUGUAAAUGAAGGAACAGCUUUGCAGGGAAGAAGAAGGAGAAGGGAAGCUGCAGGGGAGCUCCCAGGGAGUCUGUGGGGAUGACAAGGUGAAGGGCCGAAGAGGAGCGGAGGAGCCGGGGGUUAUGACUAAGUGAUAGUCUGAAGCUUGUGAGCAUUUGCACUUAGUUGGCCAGAGGAGGUAUUUGAGAGGCAUGGCUAGAUGGUGAGAUUAUCUGAGGCAUUGUGAGCCCCAAUUCCCAGUCAACUUCUUUAACACCGGUGAUCCUGAAAAGUCGCAGUUCCUGAACAGCCUUGUGGACGGUAUCCGUGGUUCCAGGAGCCAGGGGCCAGCUCUCCGAGUCACCGUCUGGGUCACUAGGAUUGCUGAGAGUCUGGGAAGGUGUGCGGGUGCCCUGGGUGCCAGCCCAGGGGAGGCCACCUGGAGGGCAUUUUCAAGAACUUCUGCCACAGGUGUAAAAGACUCCCGACCUGCAGAGAUGCUGAAGCAGAUACUAUCCGAAAUGUACAUAGAUCCCGAUCUGCUGGCAGAGCUCAGCGAAGAACAGAAACAGAUCCUGUUCUUCAAGAUGAGGGAGGAACAGAUCCGCCGGUGGAAAGAAAGAGAAGUAGCAAUGGAAAAAAAGGAGUCCCUGCCAGUGACAUCCAGGCCGAAGAAAGAGAAUGGCAAAUCUGUUCAUUGGAAACUGGGAGCCGAUAAGGAAGUCUGGGUGUGGGUGAUGGGUGAACACCAUCUGGAUAAACCCUACGAUGUGCUCUGCAACGAAAUCAUUGCUGAGAGGGCCCAGCUGAAAGCAGAGCGGGAAGCGGAAGAGCUCAGAAAAACUCAGUCCAAAGAAUUUGCCAAUAGCUUGAAAAUGAAAUCACAAUAUUAUGAUCUGCAAGCACCAGAUACCCAGGAGACUCACAGUAUCUGUAAGAAAGCUGCAGAAGAAGAGGAGCUGGGGAAAGGCUCUCGACCAUCACCAUCCCUUGAAGAAGAGAAAAUCCCAUCACUCUCCAGUUCCUCAAGAAAUAUUCAACAAAUGUUGGCAGAUUCUAUCAAUCGUAUGAAGGCAUAUGGAUUUCACCAGAAGAAAGAAUCCAUGAAGAAAACACAAGAUGAAGAACUAAAACAAAUAGACGAGGAGAAAACCAAGCAGAUUUAUAAAAGCUGGAAAGAAGAUUCGGAGUGGCAGGCGUCUCUGCGAAAAUCCAAAGCAGCUGACGAGAAGAGACGCUCUUUGGCGAAACAGGCGCGGGAGGACUACAAGAGGCUGUCCCUGGCGGCGGACAGGGUAGGGAGCGGAGGGGGGCAGCACGGCGCCCCAGCUGUUCCGCAGAGACCCAGGAGACCCCCCCUUCCACCCAAGCCGCAGUUCCUGCACCCAGCGGGGUCCCCUCGGCAGCCUCUCAGAACCCAGGGAGUGACAAGGACAGCAUCCAGCUCUCCCCAGGAGGACAUCAUUCGGUGGUUCAAAGAGGAGCAGCUACCUCUGCGAGCAGGCUACCAGAAGGCUUCAGACACUAUAGCGCCCUGGUUCCACGGGAUUCUUACAUUGAAGAGAGCAAAUGAGCUCCUGAGCACCUGCGUACCGGGCAGCUUUCUGAUCCGAGUCAGUGAGAGGAUCAAAGGCUAUGCCCUGUCCUAUCUGUCUGCGGAGGGCUGUAAGCAUUUCCUCAUAGAUGCCUCUACAGACUCGUACAGCUUCCUGGGCGCGGACCGGCUGCAGCACGCCACCCUGGCAGCGCUGGUGGACUACCACAAGGAGGAACCCAUAACUUCCCUGGGGAAAGAGCUCCUUCUGUACCCCUGUGGUCAGCAGGACGAGCCACCCGACUACCUGGAACUCUUUGAGUGACAGCCUCCGUCGUGCUGCGUCAUCCUCAGCCUCCAUUGGGCUUUCCUCUGGGUAAACGCUGCUGAAACAGACAUUUGUGUGUGAAGCCAAGGUUACCCUGCAGCAUAGCCAGGACUGAUCAAGAGCAAGGAUGCUUGGAGCCCCAUGGAGAUCUCUCUUCUGCACUAAUGCUGGAGUUAACCACAUUGUAUCCACUCCAAAAGUCAAGGGAGAUGAUCUCCAAUUUCAGCAACUCCCUAACAUGAAGUCUACAACCUUAAUGAUGUAUAUAAAUGAACAAAGAAUAAAUGGAAACUUUCUAGGAAAUAAGGCAUACUUCAAAACCCAGUAGCUCAUGGUAACUAUUUCAUGACCUCUAUACUCCCGCUUUGCAUCAUUUCAAAACAUCUCAGGAUUGUGUUUAGAUUAAGUUCCACAUUGGCUUUGGGGAGCUGGCAAAAAAGCCUUUACUGGUGGCUGAAAUGACUCUGCAGACACACUUCAUUUAUCAUGCAUGUUGGAGCCAGGAUAUAAGUAAGAGGCACUGAAAAACAAAAGUUGGGAAUGGAAAUCGAAUGAGGAGUUUAAAACGGAGGAGAAGCUUAACAUGUCCAGAAAUACUGUGGACUGUACGGGAGUGAGCAAACUGUUGUGCAGUUUUCUCAUUCCAGACAACAGGACAGUGGUCACCCCAUCUACUUUGGAUCCAUCCACAAGCACACCAAGGAAGUUGAAGUGCAUGCAUGUGUGAGUUGCUGUCAGUAGUGAUAGGCCAGCACAGAAGAGCAUGUUGUGGGCUGAGUGGUAUCCCCAGAAAGGCAGGGUGAAGUCCUAAGCCCUGGUACCUGUGAACAUGACCUUAGUUGGGAAUAGGGUCUUUGCAGAUGUGAUCAAGUUCAUAUCGGGUUCAGGUGGGCCCUCCAUCCAAUGAUUGGCAUCUUUAUAAGGAGAGAGGGAUUUGGAAACACAAAGGAGAGGCAACCAUGGGGUGACACAGGCUGAGACUACGGAUUCCAGGGGAUUUCCUGCAAGCUAGGGAAUGCCAAGAAGAGCUGGCCACCCCCAGGAGCUAGGAGAGCAGUAUGGCACAGAUUCUCCUCAGAACCUUAGAAGGGAAUGUGGCCAUGCUGGCACCUUGGUUUCAGACUUCCAGGCUCUAGAUCUAUAAGAGAAUAAACUUCUGUUGUCUUAA